Messenger RNA from Monoraphidium neglectum, 1047 nucleotides. RefSeq lists its product as hypothetical. NCBI's taxonomy places the organism in Eukaryota, Viridiplantae, Chlorophyta, Chlorophyceae, Sphaeropleales, Selenastraceae. Bases 1 to 1047 code for a protein of 348 amino acids. Gene Ontology annotation, molecular function: glycosyltransferase activity. The transcript is spliced from 7 exons. The record is from RefSeq and is a predicted model, not a curated record.
AUGGUCGCGAUCGCUGCAGGCCUCACCGUGAUCGCCACCCUGUUUUCGCUCGCUGAGCUUAGCCGGCUGAUAGGCCCAGCGGCCGGCGCCGGCGCCGUCGCCGGUGGCGCCGCUGCCGCAGCCGCCGACCAGCCAGUGGGCGUGGUGCGGAAACCAGAGGAGCUCCAGGCGGCGGCAAGCAAGGGCGCGAGCGGAGGGGGCGCCGGCAACGCCGCGCCCAUCGUAGAAGAAGCGGAGCCAGAGCCGGCGCCAGCCGAGUGUAACGCCCAGGAGCAGACCGAGCUGUGGGGUGACGUGGUGAAGUGGGGGGCCAACCAUAAGGUCAAGACGGCCGGCGAGUGCUGCGACGCGUGCAACAAGGCCUCCAAGCCGAUCGGCGGCAAGCCCAACGGCUGCAACGUAUGGGUGUGGUGCGGUGAUCAGCUGCUCUGCAAGGCGCAGUACAGGGAGUGCUGGCUCAAGCACCUGGCCCACCCGAAAGCGACCAAGCCGGCCAGGGAGGGGCCCGACGUCGGCUGGACGUCUGGCAUCGUCGGCCCGGACGCGGCGCCAGAGCCGUCUGAGGCGGCCGGCGCGCCGGGCGCGGCGCCCGCGGGGCCGCCGCGGCGGUUCCACAUUGUCACGUCGGCUCAGGGGUCUGCGGUGCACUGGCAGGUCAGGGUGCAUUACUACUGGUACAAGAAGCAGAAGCACGUGUGCGAGCGGGACCUCAAGGAGCGCUGCGAGAUGGGCGGCUUCACGCGUCUGCUGCACUCUGGGCAGGCGGACGAUCUGAUGGAAGAGGUGCCCACGUUUGUGGCGGAUCCGCUGCCCGAGAGCGUGGUCGCGCACGACUGGUACCCAGUGCUGAACCGGCCGUGGGCGUUCAUGCAGUGGGUGCAGAAGGCAAAGAUAGAGGAGGAGUAUGUGCUCAUGUCGGAGCCAGAUCACAUCUUCCUGAGGCCAAUACCCAAUUUCAUGCGGGGCGACGCGCCCGCGGCGUUCCCGUUUUUCUACAUAGAGCCCCAUAAGGACGACAACCUGCCGGUGAGCGGUUUUGUUUGGUGA